UUGUUACAUACCUUCUGGAAGUGGCAAAACUUCAAUGGCAGCUACAAUUGGUAUAGAGAGUGAUUUCCCAUAUGUCAAGAUGAUAUCUGCAGAAAGCAUGAUUGGUCUCAGUGAAGCAACUAAAUGUGCACAAAUUGUCAAGGCAUGCAGUAGUGAUGAAGAUGGUUUGCUUGGUUUUGACGUACAUAGUGAUGGCCAUGGCCAAAGGCAACUAACUGUUCUAGCAAGAGAUGAGCGAAUGGAGAUCACCUCAAGCAUGAAUGGUUAUUGCGUCUCAAGACUAGCUCGAGGGGACAAAAUAUGCUGGAUUAGUCUGUGCUCAGGCCCAUCAAGAAAUCCUACAAGUUGA
Messenger RNA from Zingiber officinale, 349 nucleotides. Its product is annotated as 3-oxoacyl-[acyl-carrier-protein] synthase 3 A, chloroplastic-like. The transcript is spliced from 6 exons. Bases 35 to 349 code for a protein of 104 amino acids. NCBI's taxonomy places the organism in Eukaryota, Viridiplantae, Streptophyta, Magnoliopsida, Zingiberales, Zingiberaceae. The record is from RefSeq and is a predicted model, not a curated record.